GAGAAACGCCCCUGUCAGUAGGCCGCACUCAUGGCAUGUGGCCAAGCUGCUGGAGGGAUGCCCUGAAGCGGCCACCACCAUGCAUUUCCCUUCUGAAGCCUUCAGCUUGUCCUGGCAUUCCGGCUGCAACACGAGUGACGUGUGUGUGCAGUGGUGCUCACUUUCCCGCCACUGCAGCACUGAGAAAAGCAGCUCCAUUGGCAGCAUGGAGAGCCUGGAGCAACCAGGCCAAGCUACCUAUGAGGGCCACCUCUUGCCCAUCGAUCAGAACAUGUACCCCAACCAGCGUGACUCGGCCUAUAGCUCCUUCUCAGCCAGCUCAAACGCCUCUGACUGUGCCCUUUCCCUCAGGCCAGAGGAGCCGGGCUCCGCAGACUGCCUCACGCAAGGCCUGGGGCCACCUAAAGCCCCUCAUGGCCAGCCCAGUGUGACCGAGACCUCAGGAGGUAGCCGGCGCAGCGACGGGGGCCACCUGACUCCCAGCUCCCAGAUGUCAUCCCGCCUGCAGGAGGCCCACCCCUCGGGGCCUGCCAAGGCUGCCGGAGGUCCGCCACAGCCUCCAGUGAGGCGAGAUAGUCUCCAGGCCUCCAGAGCCCCGCUCCUCAACGGAGAGCAGCGCAGGGCUUCUGAGCCUGGGCACGCGUCGCAGCCGAAGGAGAAAGUGAGCUUAGACACCGUGCUAUCCCCAAGGAACCCUAACAGGUUCUGCUGCCUCAGCGGGCAAGACCAAGUGACAAACGAGGGCCAUCAGAACUGUGAGCUCAGCCAAGCUCCUGAACCCAGCCAGCAGGACUCUGAGCAUCUACUGAUGGAGGCCUCGGCCAAAGCGGUCGGAUUCCCAAAAGUGUAUGACAAAGCUUCCAGCAUAGAUUCCAGCCCCCUCAGCAAGGCUUCAGCCGAGCUAGCUAAGGCUUCUUCUUUUGGCAGCGCUCCACACGUCACAGGACCCACAGGGCACCGCCACAGUGCCCCGGAACAGCUGCUGGCGUCCCACUUACAGCAUGUACACCUUGAUACCAGGGGCAGCAAGGGCACGGAGCUCCCAGCCGGGCCGGCCGGCCGUGAGUGGACUCUGUCACCUUUGCAUGGCAACCACGCGGGGAAGGGAAGUCCGUGUGUCCCUACAGGAGGAGCCCAGGACCAGCCCAGCAAAGACGGAAAGGCCAGGCAGGUGGAUGAUAGGCCCUUGGGUUCAGGGCAGCCGAGCGCAAGCAGUUCCCCACACACAGAGGCUGACGGACACCCUCCAGAGAAAGGCUUCCAGGACCCGAGCAGAGCGUGCCGAGCAGGCAGUGAACUAGCCAGCCAGCAGCCCUCCUCUGCCUCUGGAUCCCUUGUCCCACAAGCCAGGGGUUGUUCUUCCACCACUAAAGGAGCUGGUAGCACAGGGGCCACUGAAGAAGGGGACAACGAACCCAAGGAAUGUGGCCGGGGGGACGGUAGGCGGAACGGAGGGCCCCGGGGCCGCUCAAUCCAAAACCGGCGGAAGAGUGAGCGUUUUGCUACCAAUCUGCGUAAUGAAAUCCAGAGGAGGAAGGCCCAGCUCCAGAAAAGCAAGAAUCCCUUGCCGCAGCUGUGUCAGGAGACCGAGGAGCCCCUAGAAAGUACUCCACCUCCUGCCUCCAGCUCAUCGCUUCUGUCCUCAUGUACAAAACCACUCAGCCCCAGAGACAAGCUCGUCAACAGGAGCAUGAUGCUCAGGGCUCGGUCUUCAGAGUGCCUCAGCCAAGCCCCAGAGAGCCAUGAAUCUAGGACAGGUUUGGAGGGACAAAUAAGCCCCGGCCGGAGGCCUGGCCCGCCCUCCGUGAGCCUGAACACCUGGUGGAAAGCAUCGGACCCCUCGUCCUCAGACUCUGCGAAGACAAGUGUUCACCGCGGAGUCCGCGGAGGUCACUGGAGGUGGUCUCCAGAGCACACCCUGCAGCCACAUGUGGCACGAGCCGUGGAAGGCCCUCCUAACCCAGGUGACAGCAAGGAAUUGAAGGCUUCUGCUGCCCAAGCUGGGGAGGAAGCUAUCCUCUUGCCCUUUGCCGACAGAAGAAAGUUCUUUGAAGAGACUAGCAAAUCCUUAUCUACAUCUCAUUUGCCAGGUUUAACCACUCAUAGCAAUAAGACUUUUACCCAGAGACCAAAGCCUCUAGACCCAAACUUCCAGCCGAUGAGCUCCAGCUAUAGGGAGUUGAGGCGCCAUCCGAUGGACCAGCCCUACCAUUCCACAGACCAGCCAUAUCGUGCCCCAGACCAAUCCUAUCAUUCUCUGUCACCCCUUCAGCCAGAAACCCCCACCUACUCAGAAUGUUUUGCAAGCAAAGGUCUAGAACAAUCCAUGUGCUGCAAGCCGCUGCGCUGUGGUGAUUUUGAUUACCGCAGGACCUGCUCUUACUCCUGCAACAUCCAGGGAGCUGUAGUCCAUGACGCUUGCAUUUAUUGUUCUGGGGAACUCUGCCCUGCUCUGCGAAAGAGAAACAUGAUGCCAAACUGCUACAACUGUCGAUGCCACCACCACCCGUGUGUCCGGUGUUCAGCUUGCUGUCAUAAUCCCCCGCACGGUGGCCCCGAGGACGGCAGCCUGGCGCCCGGCAACACCUGGAAGCCCAGGAAGCCGACAGUGCAGGUGAGGCCUUGGUUCUUGGAUGGGUUUGCUUCGUUAUUCUCCCGAACAGCUCUUCAGUGGGAAACAAGUUCAAAACAGUGGUUACCUACAGAAGGUGCCACAGAGAUUGAGGGGAAAAGGCAUGAGGGAACAUUGUCAGAUGCUGAUAAUGAUCUGUAUCUUGGGGAGGGGGGCCUUACUGCGCCAUCUAGGGCCUCCGAUACAAUGUUUCGUAGAAGUGUUUACAGAAAUGAUGUUAUCCGAAACAUGGGGCCAUCUGCAACGUGCUCGGUUUACACAAUCCCCGUCUUGCUGUUCUGCAGGGAAAUGGCUCAUUCCAAGGCUAGCUUUCCGUGGGCAACCCCGUCCCAUCCUUGCCUUGAGAACCCGGCACUGGACUUCUCAAGCUACCGAGCGAUCUCUUCCCUUGACCUUCUCGGAGACUUCAAGCACUCUUCAAAAACAACAGAGGAAACUUCUGCCUGUGAGGAGGGGAGCUCCGUGGCCUCCAUGCCCCGCCCGCUGCGUAGCCGUGCCUUCUCAGAGAGCCACAUCAGCUUGGAGCUGCAGAGCUCCCGGGCCUGCGGGCAGCAUAGGAGGGAGCCCUUUACCAAAGCUGAUGAGACCCAGCCGGAUCCUCCGGGAGCCCGGAAGAAGGCCUUUCCUCCUCCUCGCCCGCCUCCUCCCAACUGGGAGAAGUACAGGCUCUUCCGAGCAGCCCAGGAGCAGCAGAAGCUGCAGCGAGAGGAGGAGGAGGAAGAGGAAGAAGAGGAAGAAGAGGAGGAAGGGGGAGAGGAGGAGGGGGAGGAGGAGGAGCUCCCACCCCAGUAUUUCAGUUCAGAAACCGCUGGUACCGGAGCCCUCCAUCCUGAAGAGGUCCUGGAGCACCCACAACCCCUGGGCUUUGGCCACUUGGAGGCUUCGAGGCAGGGCUCACAGAGCCUCCCAGCAGAGCAAGAGUCCUUUGGUCUCCAUCCCAGCGAUUUCCUGCCUCCAAUAAGGGGCCACUUGGGAUCUCAACCUGAGAAGGCUCAACCCCCUUGCUGUUACGGUGCGGGUGGGCUUUGGAGGACAUCAGAGAAGGAGACCACUGAUCCCCCCAAACCAGAAGCCUCGAUGGCAGAAGAGCCCAAACCCAAGCCAGCGUGGAACCAGAGCUACUUCUUUCCACAGGAGCAGUUCACUUUCAUGGGCUGGGGCUCUGAGAAGCAGCACCUCAGCCCCACGGGCUUCAGUGAACCGAAGACAACAGGGUCUGCCGCUACACUUGUCAAGCCCCUGGGUGCCACUGGUUCCAUUUUUUCCCCAUUUCAUUCUGCAACCGUGGAGGAGGCUGGGGCCACUGGGGAUAUGGCAGAAGUGGAGAGAUGCUAUCCUUUCCCAGGCCGAAGGCCUGCCUCACAGGCAGUCUCAGAAGAGCUCAUGAGAGAUGUGGUAGGCCGUGACAAGUCCCUGGCAGGGGUGUUAACCCCAGCCUCCAGCAUGGUGACCACUGCUGAGGUCAUGGGUGACCUCUUUGCUGUGGGAGAUCUGCAAUGGACGGGCCAUUUCAAGCAGGAGUGGCACCACCAGGAAAGAAGAAAUUAUGCAAGUGUCCAGGAAAGCCAUGGGGUGCCUUUACAAGAAUUUCAGCACUUCUCGCCUCCUCCGGGGGCCCCAGGGAUCCCUACCUCUUACUCAGCUUAUUACAAUAUUUCUGUGGCCAAGGCAGAACUGUUGAACAAGUUGAAAGACCAACCCGAGAUGGCAGAGAUUGGCCUGGGAGAGGAAGAAGUUGACCACGAACUGGCUCAAAAAAAGAUACAGCUUAUUGAAAGCAUCGGCAGAAAGCUUUCUGUCCUGCGGGAGGCCCAGCGAGGACUGCUAGAGGACAUCGGUGCCAAUUCUGCCCUUGGGGAGGAGGUGGAGGCCAAUCUAAAAGCGGUCUGUAAAUCCAACGAGUUUGAAAAAUACCAUUUGUUUAUCGGGGACCUGGACAAAGUGGUCAACCUAUUGCUGUCCCUCUCUGGACGACUGGCCCGGGUGGAGAAUGCUCUCAACAGCAUCGAUUCAGAGGCCAACCAGGAGAAGUUGGUGCUGAUAGAGAAGAAGCAGCAGCUGACAGGGCAGUUGGCAGAUGCCAAGGAGCUGAAGGAGCAUGUGGACCGCCGCGAGAAGCUGGUGUUUGGCAUGGUCUCCCGCUACCUGCCUCAGGACCAGCUCCAAGAUUACCAGCACUUUGUGAAGAUGAAAUCUGCUCUCAUCAUCGAACAGCGAGAGUUGGAAGAGAAGAUCAAGCUUGGGGAAGAGCAGCUCAAAUGUCUCAGGGAGAGCCUGCUCCUGGGGCCCAGCAAUUUCUAAUUCCACCAACAGAUUGACCCGCCGUCGCUGCCCAGCCACAAUGGGAAGUGCUUUCAAUCUUUGUUAGCAGUUCGUUAGCAAGUAGAUAGCAGUUAGUUAGCAGUUUGUUCCAUAGCCUCUACCUUGGACAUCUCUCACUGCCCCUUACCUAGCACUGUUCCCAACUAGCUAGGAGUCCCUUAGGAGGCCCCAAACUUCUACCUUAGGGAGCAAAAGCAAGAAGUAGGGGGUGCCCGCAGCAAGGUGUGAUUAUACAACCACACUCUCCUUCCCAUGGUUUGCACAGGCAGGCACUCCCCGCACACAGAACCAACGAAGUGCCUGCAUUCCUCUUGGUACAAGGACUCCAAAGACAUCGUGCACUCACCACCCACCCAUGCCACAACCAGCCUCUCAAGGCUCAGAGAGAAGCUGCCUGUACAGCUCCAUCCUGCCCAAGGCUCGUGGCCCAGCCAUUGCCCACAGAGAUCUGGCUGUCUUGAGGGCCUCACUCACCAGCAAUUUAAGGGCCUCACGUAAGCUUUACAGUGGGAAGCACAGAAGGAGAAAUUACACGAAACAGAAUGUGAGCAAAGAUUGGGAAUCCCUGGGUGCCCGCCUACCUUCCCCAGCAUCUGGUUGAGGGGGAAGGAGGCCUACUCUCAGCCCUGUCUAGUGUGGCCCUCCUCCUGUCCUAAGAUUUUUGGCCUACCACUUCCUGUCCCUUCCUGCCUUUCAUUGCUGUGGCUUAUAGGUGCCCACCCUAAGGGCUUCACACUAUGGGCCAUUAAUAGCUCUACGAAAGCUGACUUCUGGAUACACAUUUCACUAUUGGGGUGAGGGGUUCUUUGUUGUAUUUUAAAUGGCCUUUUGAUUUUAUUUAUUUUUAUGUUUUGAUUUUUUUUCCUUUUUUUAACUAAGAAGGCGAGAAGAGGGGAGUCGGAGAGGGAAAGGUAAUCCCAGAAGGAAAGCGUUUUCUGCAGAUCAGCCUGAAUUUCACCAUGGCUAGAUGAGCGAAUGCCAAAGCCUUGAAUUCUUCCCACCGAAGCCUACGAGGUCUAAAAAAGGAGUUCUCACCUUGAACUCAGCUUGCUAUGACCUGGCCCUAUACUUUCCUUGAAGUCAGGAUACCCAUAAGCUUAGCAUUCCCCAACAGGGUUCAGUUUUUUUCUUACCUAUUUUUUCUUGAAACCAAAGAAAUCUGAAACUGACAAAGGUUCACCCAUUUCUCCACCACCUCCCAUCUAAGAAAUUGGGUAGAAGGGAGCUCAGGAAGACAUCUUCCAUCUCACAAUUGCUUUCUCCAGCCUGUGGCCAGACUCAGGGAACUGAAAUUCAUGGUAGCUAGAAGCUCCAGCCAGGGCCACCCCCCUCUGCCCCCCAGCCCCCCAUCCCCCGCCCAGAGCAAAUUACGACCCAGCCAUGGUCUUAGGUGCACAAGCAACUAACGCUGCUGUUGUUGGCUAAUGCUGCCAAGGUCCUGACACCACUAGCCAGUUUCUGUCCUGAAAAAUUGGAAAAUCCCUCAGGUGGGCGACGGCAGGAAAGGAGUUGGCCAAAUGCUAGCCUACUAACCAGCUCUGUUCCCUGUUCCUCGCUCACUGGUGCCCCCAGUUCAUGUUGCACAGCCCUGCCCAGCAAGCCCUGACAUCUCUUCCAGUUACUGCUGAGUUCCUCGGGGUCCUUGGAGGUUAACUGUAGCAGCAGGGGUGCCUCACUCAGCCGAAGAAUUUGCCAAAGAACUUUGCUGCAGCUACAAACACUGGUCUCUAGCUUCCGUUUCCUCUUCAUUGUAUUUGGAAACAAUGGAAGAAUCUUGGCCAGCAGGGUGUCCUGAGGGGGGCCCUGGGUAUGCUCUUAGUACACUGCUGCUAUCAGAACCACUGUUAAAAUGUCAACUUGCCAUUCUCCCCUCAAAGGGAGGAGUCUACUCUAUUCAGGAAGGCUGAUGGCUUGUAAAGGGCUAGGCUGACCCAAGCUGAGGUGGAGGAAGGUGGGGGAGUGCUAUGAAUAGAGGCUGUGGUUGCCAUCUUUUUUUUUUUUUUUUUCUUAAACAGGCUCUAGGAUAAAUAAGGAGUAAGUUGAGAUGUCCCAUAUUGGGGGGUGAGGCCAAUAUAAUCCAACAUUCUAAGAUUUGGGGGGGUGCUUAGAACAGCUUUUUGGGAAACACAGGCCCAGAGAAAAGAGUGGUCACUUACCUGGACACAAUGACCAUGGUCUGUGAUUUUCUAGUCAGCAUUAGAUUGGUUGUACAUUAAAUUUAUCACACUAAAAGUA
This is a messenger RNA of Leptonychotes weddellii (Weddell seal), 7189 nucleotides long. The record is from RefSeq and is a predicted model, not a curated record. Lineage: Eukaryota; Metazoa; Chordata; Mammalia; Carnivora; Phocidae.